This is a messenger RNA of Hemibagrus wyckioides, 3649 nucleotides long. RefSeq names its product calnexin (gene canx). Lineage: Eukaryota; Metazoa; Chordata; Actinopteri; Siluriformes; Bagridae. Gene Ontology annotation, cellular component: endoplasmic reticulum; endoplasmic reticulum membrane. The transcript is spliced from 15 exons. Gene Ontology annotation, biological process: protein folding. The record is from RefSeq and is a predicted model, not a curated record. Bases 163 to 2004 code for a protein of 613 amino acids. Gene Ontology annotation, molecular function: calcium ion binding.
AAUUACUUCACGACAGUGGUUGAGAGACGGGUUCAUGAGAAACAUAUUAACCAAUUAGAGAAGAGAGAGGGCGGGGCUACUACUUCAGCAUUCAUUCUCCAAAGUCACACGUGAUCCUCUUCAGUUCCAGGCGGUUUGGGUCCAUCAGAGAGCGAAGGGACUAUGGAGCUGAAGGUGCGGCUGUGCGUGCUGCUGCUAGCGCUGAGCGUGUGCGUGACGCUACAGGUGCGGGCUCAGGAGGACGAGGAAGAAGACGAGGACGUACACGUGGAAGACAACCUGGGGGAUGAAGACCUGCUGGACGGAGAUGGAGAGAUUGACCUUGAGCCGGAGGAAGACAAGCCAACGCCCACGCCAGCAGCUCCUACCGUGACGUAUAAAGCUCCAGAGCCAAAGGGCGAGCACUUCUUUGCCGAGUCGUUCGAUAAAGGAACGCUGGACGGGUGGGUUUUAUCCAAGGCUAAGAAGGAGGACAUCGAUGAGGAAAUCGCCAAGUAUGAUGGUAAAUGGGAGGUUGAGGAGAUGAAGGACACAAAGCUGCCAGGUGAUAAAGGCCUUGUGCUGAAGUCCAGAGCCAAACAUCACGCCAUCUCCGCUCUGCUACUGCGACCUUUCACCUUCGACACCAAACCCCUCAUCGUCCAAUAUGAGGUGAACUUCCAGAAUGGAAUCGACUGUGGCGGUGCCUACGUCAAACUGCUCUCCCAGAGCGCAGACUUCAACUUGGACGAGUUUGUGGAUAAGACCCCAUACACCAUCAUGUUCGGACCGGAUAAGUGCGGCGAGGACUACAAGCUCCACUUCAUCUUCCGCCACAAAAACCCCAAGACGGGCGAGUACGAGGAAAAACACGCCAAAAAGCCAGAUUCAGACCUUCGCACAUACUACACGGACAAGAAGACCCACCUGUACACACUGGUGUUGAACCCAGACAACAGCUUCGAGAUACUGAUUGACCAGACGGUGGUGAACAGCGGAAGUCUGCUGAAUGAUGUGACCCCCGCAGUAAACCCUCCCGCUGAGAUCGAAGAUCCCGAUGACCACAAGCCAGAAGACUGGGACGAGAGGCCGAAGAUCCAGGACCCAGACGCUGUCAAGCCUGAGGACUGGGAUGAGGAUGCUCCAGCUAAGAUCAGUGAUGAAAAUGCAGUGAAGCCUGACGGCUGGCUGGACGAUGAGUCCGAGUACAUCGGUGACCCUAAUGCCAUCAAACCCGACGACUGGGAUGAGGAUAUGGACGGUGAGUGGGAGGCACCCCAGAUCCCCAACCCUGCCUGCGAGUCUGCCCCAGGCUGUGGAAAAUGGGAGAGACCUAUGAUUGACAAUCCCAACUACAAGGGCAAGUGGAAGCCACCAAUGAUCGACAACCCCAACUAUCAGGGAGUAUGGAAGCCCAGGAAGAUCCCCAACCCUGACUACUUUGAGGAUCUGCAUCCGUUCCGCAUGACGCCCGUCAGUGCCGUGGGUCUGGAGCUCUGGUCCAUGUCCUCAGACAUCUUUUUCGACAACUUCUUCAUCACGUCCGACCGCAACGUUGCUGAGAAGUGGGCAGAGGAAGGCUGGCGUCUGAAGAAAGCAGCGGAGGGAGCAGCUGAGCCUGGUCUCGUUAAUCAGAUGAUGUCCGCAGCAGAAGAGAGACCCUGGCUCUGGGUGGUCUACGUCCUAACUGUGGCUCUCCCUGUGGUCCUGAUCUUCGUCUUCUGCUGCACUGGCAAGAAGAAGCCAGCGACCUCUGCUGCUGAGUACAAGAAGACUGACGAGCCUCAGCCUGAUGUGAAGGAGGAGGAGGAGGAGGAGGAGGAGGAAGAAGAAGAAGAGGAUCAGGAAGAAGAAGCCAGAAAGGAAGAAUCAGAGAAGAACGCUGAUGCAGAGGAAAGCCCUGCAGAAGCAGCUGCACCAGAGGAAGAGGAAGCAGAGAAACAGGAAAACAAAUCGAAUGAGAAACAAGAGGAUGAUGUUCUGAGAAGGUCCCCGAGAAGCAAACUGAAAGCUAGGAAGGACUGAUGGACUUUUGCUACAUCUGCUCAACCGCAGCCCCUCUUCUGUGUUUCCCCUUUCCCCGACUCCAUCCCUCCUUCCAUCCCUCCCUCGCUCUCUCCUUUUACCCUUGAUCUGUCCUCCUCUGGUCUUCUGCUCCGUCCUCACCCAAGUGACUACACGACAGAGAAAAACGAAAUGGUCCGAUGAAAAGAAAAAUGUUGCCACUUCGGACUGGUGUGAGGAAGAGGAGGAGGAUGAUGACGACGAUGAUGAUGACAACCAUAAAUAGAGUAGAAAACUUUUUUUUUUGUUUUACUAAAAAGAAAAGGAUAAAACAUGAUUGUUCCUUAAAUAUGCUGAUGCUAAUGUAAAUCCCCCUCUCUGUCCUUUUCCCAGCUGUCUAUCUCUCUCACUCCCUCUCACACACACACACACACACACACAUCCCUGCUAGCCUCCGGUUGGCAUCUCGCUACUCGUCUUUGCUAGCGUAAUUCAGCGAAAGCGUCAGAUCGUGGCAACACUACAGCACCCAUGCUUCAGGCUCGGAUUUUAAGCAGACAGGCUCAUAAAUCAGAAUGUGAAUCAGGAGAAAUCAGACGUUCGGUCUGAUCUCCUUCGGGAAAUGUAGAUGGGAAGGAAGGUUGAUGGGAUGCGACCGUCAUCGGUUCUGUACUCGGUUCCAAUUACUCGGUUUUAAGAAAUGAUUCCUCGAAUCCCACAUGCCUCCUUUACACUCAUUCCACAACGAUCUUGUUUUAUUUUUGAACAUUUCUGUGUCAUGAUCUAGAAGAACCCCUUGUACUUGCACUGUGGGGUGUCCACAGAAGAACACCUGUUAGGCUUUAGGUUUUAGCACACUGCCUUAUUUGUAGAACGCAGUUAGCUCCUUUAUUUUUUGUGAAUGUACUGUGACUUGUGUUUUGUUCCAUUCUACAUGUUUGUUUCUAAUAUCAUUUUUCUUUGUACUAAAUCAUGACUUUUCAUACUUUUUUUUUGUUGUUGUUUUCGUUAAGCACAGCGUAACAGGGCUGGCCACCCAUGUAGGGGUUGUAGUUUGAGAUAAAGAAGAGAGGCUGAGAGCUGAGAAUAAUUGUAUGACCUGGAUAUGAAAAAUGUAGUGAGUAAGGCUCACUGCCAUGCCCGGGAUGAAUCAUAAGUGUAUCUGUGCCACCUCCUUUCAUUUUUCCACCAGUGCCCCGAAGUCAGCCAUCGAACCGUUUCUGACGAGUGACUCAACUCUCCUCACUUCCUGUGACAUAAGUUUUUGCCCGAGCAGCAGCAAAGCAAAUGCGUCUUUUUUAGCAUUUUCAUUCUAUACAGGAAAAACAUUAAUUAUUUUUGUUUUCUGCCAUUUUGCUACAAAGAAAACGUGUAAUUCCUUCAAAACUUUAGCCCCCAAAGACAUGAAAAAAGGCACUAUAACAUGGCAAUACUUCAGCGCUGCCUAAAGACUCCAUGAAGAUUUUGAUUUUACCGAAUUUGCUGACCUCCAGCAUCCACUUGCCCUCUACAGCGGUGGAGGAUGUUGCUGCAAUUGGUGUUCUGUCCCAAGCUUAUAAAGAGCUGGCACUUUCUAAAGUAACGGAGUCUAUCAUUUAAAUUCACCGUCAUGCUGCACUGCUGCUAUUCUAACAUAUCUCUCUCUCUCUCUCUCUCUCUCUCUCUC